Theileria parva strain Muguga is the source of this 1097-nucleotide messenger RNA. RefSeq names its product G-patch domain protein. Gene Ontology annotation, biological process: mRNA cis splicing, via spliceosome. The transcript has 2 exons. Lineage: Eukaryota; Apicomplexa; Aconoidasida; Piroplasmida; Theileriidae. Gene Ontology annotation, molecular function: nucleic acid binding. The record is from RefSeq and is a predicted model, not a curated record. Bases 78 to 1076 code for a protein of 332 amino acids. Gene Ontology annotation, cellular component: precatalytic spliceosome.
AUUAUUUUUAAUUUUAUUUACGUUUUUUAUAAUAAAUUUAUUUUUUAAAUUUUUAAAAUAAUUUAACAGUGUGAUUAAUGACAAAUUCUGGUGAUGUAGAUUCUACAAGUGAAGGUGUUUCUAGAAGUACCGCUUCAUGGCUAACUCAUAGGCUUUAUAUCCCACCAAAUACAGUUAAACGCCAUAAACCUUCUCAGAAUACACCUAAUGCUGUUAAUAAGGCCAAUACGGUUGGUUACAGAUUGGGAAAUAAUGUAAAUUAUAAUUUUAAUGAUGAAUAUGACCCGAGAUACCCCAAUGAAUAUGAAAAGGUGACAAAACUGCUUUCAAUUAAAUCGCAUACUAAAACUCCUCAGCCUAUUCAACUGACUCCUAACACUCCAAGUCACGCUCCACUCUCAGGCGACGAGAUGUUAAAGAUAAGAUUAGAAGCCAUGAAAAAAUCAGAAGUAUACACAGAAAAACCUACGACACAGAGUGUAACAGCUACCACACAGCCUAAAAAGACUGAACAGCCUGUUGCAUUGAAAAUGAUGGAGAAAAUGGGCUGGAAAGGACAAGGUUUGGGUAAAAAUGAACAAGGAAUGGUAACGCCUCUAGUAGCUAAAUCUAUAGGUAAAAACAGCGCCAUCAUUAUUAAUGCUCCUAACAAACCUGUUCCAAUCACCUUACCUAAUGCCAAUAUAUCUAAUAAUACUGUAACUAAUGUUCCAACUACCGUGGAAAAGGUUAAGGAUGAGGUAAAAAUAGACGAAAAGGAUUUGAGUAGAAUAUGUAUAAUAUUAUUUAAAGGGAAUAGGAAGGUUGAGUUGGAUGAAUUAGAGGAGGUUUUAACAGAAUUUGGUACAAUUAUCGAUAUUAAAUUGUUAAAUGAGGAAAUGUGUAAUAAGCUGUUGCAAGAUCAAAGAUAUAGUGAAGUAGUUGGCAAAUUUAAGCCAGAUUCCUCAAUUGUUGUGUGUGAAUAUGAGACCGAAGAACAGUCAAAAAGAUUAUUUUUGGAAUAUAAUAAUAAAUUCCUGAUGGAAUCCAGUGUGUCAGUGCUAUUUCUAUCUCCAGCACUUUACUCUCAAUUUUAACUUAAUUUACUCGAUUUUUAU